UCAGUCCAACAUAGAGGAGUUGUGUCGUAUCGCGGCGGGAAUCUCUGAGUUUGCAGGAUCCUUCAAGGUUGCGGCCGUCGUGGUCCAGGCGAGCAUAAACGUCAACGACGUGCUUUUGGAAACACGACGCCGCUGUCGUGCCUCAAGAGUGCAAAACGUCUGACUCGAGCUCAGUCGGAGCGACGCGCCUUCUGUUGCGCAGCGCUCACAGCCGGACCGGACUCUGACCCGCGUGGGAAUCACGCGAUCCCACCCGGUCUGCACAGCCGAGAAAGAAGUCCGACACUCGAGCAGUCCGACGCGUCCUCCCGCCCGCCCGCCCGCCCGCUCGCUCGCUCCUUCCGUUGCGUGAUGACAUCGAGCCGUCUCUGAGGCCGGCGGGGGGCAGCAAAAAAACAACGCACGUGAGGACCAGUCGUCGUAGUCGUCGCCGCCGCCGCACGCGAGAUGGCGCUCUGGAUCCACGCGCUGGCCUGCGCCUUCGGCCUGGGCUCGUGGGUGGCCGUCAACGGCCUGUGGGUGGAGCUUCCGCUGGUCGUCAACAGCCUCCCCGAAGGCUGGGAGCUUCCCUCGUACCUGACGGUCCUCAUCCAGACGGCCAACCUGGGACCUCUGCUCGUCACGCUCCUGCACAAGACCAGGCCGGGCCGCCUGAACGAGCGGGCCGUCAUCUACGCCGUCCUCGCCGUCGGGGUCUCGUCCUGCGCGCUGCUGGCCGCCUUCUGGGACCGCACCAGCGUGGUGGCCGGCGCGUCGCGCAGCACGGCGUUCUUCGCCAUCACUUUCUUCCUGUCGCUGGUGGACUGCACUUCCUCGGUCACGUUCCUGCCGUUCAUGAUGCGGCUCCCCGCCAAGUACGUGACCGCAUACUUUAUCGGGGAGGGGCUGAGCGGCUUCGUUCCCGGCGUGGUCGCCCUGGCCCAAGGCGUGGGCAUGGCCCGGUGCGUCAACUCCACCGCGGGGAACCUCACGGGCGGAAACGCGUCCUUCCUCCAGACCGAGUACCUCCCGCCAAACUUUUCCACCGAGGUCUUCUUCGUCCUCUUAACGAUCAUGAUGGGCGUCAGUCUGGCCGCUUUCGUCGGCCUCGACAGGCUCCGCCCGCCGCCCGGCGAAAACCUGACGGCGGGUUCGGCCACGUCCGUCUGCUCCGGCCUGGACAAUCCUGCGGCGGACGCUGACGGAAAGGAUAGGAAACGGCGCCACGAGGAGGAGAGCAAGACGGGCCCCCCGCCGGCCAGGCCCGGUCACUCCGUACACCAGAUGACCUUCAUCUACUUUCUGGUGGUGUGGGUCAACGGCGCCACCAACGGGGUCCUCCCCUCCGUGCAGACGUACUCCUGCAUGCCUUACGGCAACCUGGCCUAUCACCUGUCGGCUGCGCUGGCUUCGGUGGCCAACCCGGCAGCUUGCACCGUCGCCAUGUUUUUCCAAAACAGGUCUCUCGUGUUCCUCGGGGCGCUGUCGCUGCUGGGGACAGCUUUUGGCGGCUACAACAUGGCCGCGGCCGCCAUGAGCCCGUGUCCUUUGCUCCAGGGCUCCGCGGCGGGGGAAGUCCUCAUUGUCCUCUCGUGGCUCUUGUUCACCGGAACGCUGUCGUACGUCAAAGUGAUGGUGGGCGUCAUCCUGCGCGACCGAAGUCACAGCGCCCUCGUCUGGUGCGGGGCCGCAUCGCAGGCGGGGUCGCUGCUGGGCUCGGUCGCCAUGUUCCCGCUGGUCAACGUCCUCGCCCUCUUCAAGGCCGGAGACUUCUGCAACACCAAAUGUCCGCCCUGAGAACUCCCGUGCUCUUUUAAAGACUUUUUUUUUUUUUUGUUCAAGUGAUACUCCACCCAUCUUGCUUGUUCUCAUGAACUUCAAUGAUUCUGAUCAUCUUUCCUCAUAAAAUGAAUGGAAAUCACAUUGAUCCGUUGAAGGCCCACAAAAAAACCUUGUAAACUUUCAAACAUUUUGUAUUAUUAUUUUUCUUAUUUGGAAAAUUGCACUCGGUGACACUGUAUUUUCUAAAAACAAUACAAACCAUCAAAUACAAUGUACAAAAAUACACUUUGUGCAUCACAUUUAAUUCACUGUGACUGCGCUGUUCCUGGUCUGCGUGCCUUGGCCAUCUGGGGACAAUAUAACAUACACAGUCACCAUUGUCUCAGUAAGGUUCUUUCGGCUUGUCCCGUCAAAUGAUUUUGGCACAGUUUCAACGCCGGACGCAACGCAUUUAAUCUGAGGAGAGAGCCGGAGCCUGUCCCGGCGAACGUCGGCCAAAGGCAGACCACACCCCAAACGGGAAUCGAUCCCACGCUGCCUGCGCCAAAGGCAGGCGUGUGUGUACCACUGCACCGUCAGUGACCUCAGUCAACUGCAGUAAUAUCGUCCUUUUCCCCACGUGAUAAAGAAUAUACGCAUGUGAGGAGGCUAUUUGUUAGCCCGCCGAUGACGUUUAGCAUUAAUGAAUGCCAUUUUUUUUUUGUUAUUAUAGAAUGAAAUCGGAGCACCUCUCCUGCGUCAAAAGCAAAAGAAAUCAAAGAAAAAUUACUUCUUGUUGUGAAGUGCGCUCUUCUGAGCAUCUUCUACUUCUGCUCCCAAAAUCAGUGGAAUGAUAUGAAAAACGUGUAGUGCUGCACACUUGUAUCUCAAGGCACCAUUUUACCCCCUCCCCCCCCCCGCAUUCAAGAGACAAUGUUAAAAUAUUGCACAAUUUCAGAUGAACUUUCAGCUUUUAUUUGUUGUACCAGUCAAAAGAUAUGAUUUUAACGUAACGUUUCGCAGAUAAUUUGUGUUCAUUGUAAAAAACACAAAAACAUUGUAUGCCAUAUUA
Messenger RNA from Syngnathoides biaculeatus (alligator pipefish), 2812 nucleotides. It is a transcript of the gene slc52a3-1, whose product is annotated as solute carrier family 52 member 3. Bases 448 to 1776 code for a protein of 442 amino acids. The transcript is spliced from 4 exons. Lineage: Eukaryota; Metazoa; Chordata; Actinopteri; Syngnathiformes; Syngnathidae. The record is from RefSeq and is a predicted model, not a curated record. Gene Ontology annotation, cellular component: plasma membrane. Gene Ontology annotation, molecular function: riboflavin transmembrane transporter activity. Gene Ontology annotation, biological process: riboflavin transport.